Daphnia magna is the source of this 3703-nucleotide messenger RNA. RefSeq names its product tyrosine-protein kinase hopscotch (gene hop). The record is from RefSeq and is a predicted model, not a curated record. The transcript is spliced from 16 exons. Gene Ontology annotation, cellular component: cytosol; cytoskeleton. Gene Ontology annotation, biological process: intracellular signal transduction; peptidyl-tyrosine phosphorylation; hemopoiesis. The coding region runs from base 158 to 3409 and encodes 1083 amino acids. Gene Ontology annotation, molecular function: ATP binding; non-membrane spanning protein tyrosine kinase activity; cytokine receptor binding. Lineage: Eukaryota; Metazoa; Arthropoda; Branchiopoda; Diplostraca; Daphniidae.
CAAGCUUCAAGGGGAUGGAAAAAACAAUCAAAACAGGUUUUGGGGAUCGACUUUUAAUUUGACUCCUUCAAGGUUACCGUUAGUCCACUGUCACUGGUUUUUAUAAAUGUGAAAAUAACCGGUUUUAAGGUCAGUGCGUAAGCCCAGAGAAGAUGACAUGAGAAUGUCGAUUGUCGUGAAAAUAAUAGGUUCCACCCCCGGUAUUAUUCCAAUUAACGAUGGAUUGUCCUUCGAAGAUGUUUGCACACAAUGCUGUCGCGAUUUGGAAAUCAGCCCUGCGUCACGAUACCUUUUCGCCCUAAGAAACGAGACAACGAAACUCUAUGUAAAUCCAUCAGACCUUCUGGAAGCUGGGAAUGAUUCCUAUGAGUUGAGACUGCGAUUUUGGCCUGCGCUUAUCAACCUUUCAAAAAUUGGGACCAAAGCUCUCAACUAUUUCUAUCGCCAAGUUUGUGAAGAAUUUGUUGAUGGCCAGAUUACAGCAUUCAACAACAAAGCCAAUCAAAGUGUCGCUUUGGGUUUAGCUGUUACAGCUAUGUAUUGCCACAUGAAGGACUAUGGUGGUAAAAUGAGUGAAGUCUUAACAAAUUACAAAAAAUUUGUCCCGAAGAUGGUAAGACGCAAUUCAAACCUCAAAUAUAGCACAGAAUCCCUGAAAACACGAUUGAAUCAAGUGGUUCUGAAUCCACCUGGUGAAACCUGGUUCUUCAAGCAACAAUUCCUGAAAACUGUAGCACAAACAGCCCCUGAUUAUUUAGUUGAAAAAUAUCCAGUUAAAGUGGAGGAGGGGGAAGAAUUGAUUGAAUUUGACCUCAUAAUUCAACCCAUGAGUAGUGAAAAUCCAGGAGUGAAGAUGCAGUCAGUAAAAAAAAAAAUUCUAAGUCAAUAUGUGUGUUCAGUCGAAGAAAUAUGCUUCGUUUCCAUCAGGAAAAGCGACAAUCGAAUGGAAAUAUCGCGUAUCAACGGUGUGCCUCAGUACUUUCUAAUGGAGAGUGAAGACUCUAUGAAAAGUUGUGUCGGUGCCUUAAACGGAUAUUAUCGCCUUAUGGAAAAAUGGACUUUUGAUUUAUGCGGUGAAUUGGUUACACCGUCUCUUGUCAGAUUAAGAAGCCUGAAGUGUCAUGGCCCUGUCGGGGAUUCAUUUGCUUAUGAUAAGUUACGAGUUAAACGUCAGAACAAACAAGGAUCUUACUUGUUACGUGAAAGUCAUCUCAGCUAUGAUGAACUUUUUUUGGAUGUUUGCCUGGAGGAUGGACAACCCGCAACAACAUUUUCAAUCAUUAAAUCAGCAGACGGUGCGUGGACUUUUGCUGGACUAGAGUGCCAGCCAUGCAACAACGUGCGCGAAUUGCUAGCAGUUCAGGGCAACGAGAAACGGCUAGGAAUUCCUGGAUUUGAGCUGAAAGAAUGUCUCCCAUCCUCGGAAAACGAUGUCUCGGAACUUUUGCUCUGUCGCCAUAAACCCAUUGAAUUGGAAAUGUCGCUCAGCCAGAGUGCAUUUUCGCAGUUACCUGUUUGCAUUCCAACCCAGUCUAUCCAGCUGUACGUAGGUGCUGGAUUCCAGUGUCAGUUUGACGGCCGCUUUACCACUGUUUAUCGCGGAGUAUGGCGACGAACAGCAGACGAACAAAUCCAAAUCGUUCAUAAACUUCUUAGGGCUGAAUACCGACAAUCCCAUUACCAAGCAUUCCUCGAGUCGGUUCAAAGGUCAAUGUUUUGGCGCACUGAAACACUUGUUCACGUUUACGGUAUCGUUUUGGAUGUUAAUUUGAGGGUCAUUAUGGAGUACUUCCCUCUGGGCCCAUUAGAUCAGUAUUUGCGAGAACGUGACUUGCCCAUCAUUGACUUGGUAGAAGCAGCCACAAACCUGGCCAAGGCAUUGUUUUACUUGGAAGAGAAAGGUUUUGUUCACGGUAAAGUCCGCUGCAGAAAUUUGAUGUUAGCAUCGCAUACCACCAAUUCUAUCCGAGUAAAGCUGACAGAUCCUGGAAUACUGUCCUAUUCCGACGACGAGUUACCUUGGAUACCCGUCGAAUUAUAUGAUUCAAUAGAGUUAGUACAUCGUAGAAGUACAGCUGACAUAUGGGCUUGUGGAACCUGCAUGUGGGAAAUAUUUUCAUACGGAGAGAAACCGUGUUCCGGAUUCAGCAAGAACAAAAUGAUUCAGGGUUUUCUGAGCGGAUGGAGGCCUCCAAGACCUGAAAAGUGCCUAGGGGAAAUUUAUCAUAUAAUGAUUGGUACUUGGAACCCAGAUGUUUCACUUAGACCAAAAGCUCAGUCUGUUAUGCGAGACGUAAACCAAAUUCUUUACGAAGUCUACAACUCGAGGCGUAGUAAUGUAUACGAAAUGGUCAAUGACCAGCGUUCGCUGAAUGGAAGCAUGGCAUCCGGAUUGACGGAAGCCACGACGCUCAGAGCCCUCUCCGAAAACCAUGAUACAAUUUCGUUUGACUCGCAGUUUGAUGACCACACUUUUCAAAAUCCCCACGCUUCCCUGAAUUUUCUACUUUCAAAUAUGGCGUUAAACGGUGGCUCGUCAUUGCAAUUUGAUGAUGAAGGCACAUCAGAAUUGGCUGCUGAAAUUUACGAAUUAGAGCGGAAAAAGUUAGAAGUGGGCAGAGUCCUCGGCCAGGGGAAUUACGGUGAAGUGCGCAUCGGAGUAAUUCGCCACAGCGAUGGCACGGAAGAAACCGUUGCCGUCAAGAAGCUCAAGAGCACAGCAAUGAAUAACCCGGAGAGUGUUGAUCUCCAACGUGAAUGCGCGAUCAUGAAGAGCCUGCAUCACCCAAACAUUGUUGAAAUCAAAGCCAUUGUCACCGAACCGUCUACGUUGCUAGUUAUGGAAUAUUUUCCAAUGGGCUGUCUGAUGGCUUAUUUACGCACUGAACAAGAAAGUAUUACCGACCAGCAGUUAAUCAAAUUUGCCACGGACGUGGCUGAGGGUAUGGCAUAUCUUGGUGAGAACAACAUUGUCCAUCGUGAUCUCGCGGCCCGCAAUAUUCUCGUGGCUGCUGUAGAUUUGGUAAAGAUUUCCGAUUUUGGUUUGGCUCGCCAAGUCGGCUAUAAUGGCUAUUACGCCGUACGGGAUCGUGGUCAAAAAUUACCUAUGCCUUGGUACGCACCAGAAAGUUUAGCUUAUGGGAAAUUCUCUGUCCAGUCAGACGUAUGGUCGUUUGGUGUCACGCUCUACGAAAUGUUUAGCAGAGGUCUGGAGCCUAAUUUUGUCAGUGGUGACCAAACUUUGUUGUUGAGAGCCUUACAGCAGGGGCGACGUUUACCUUGUCCUCCAGGCUGCAAGCCACUGAUCUAUCGUGACUUAAUGAAACCAUGUUGGGAUGCAGAAGCCUCUCAGAGGCCAUCUUUUAAAGCAUUGCUUGACAAAUUACGCUGCGUUGCGAAUCAGCUGUGAUAUUUGUAUCAAUCGCCUUUGUCACCGCCUGUUUGCAAACCUUUAUAUUAAGCCAAGAAGUCAGAGGCUAUCUCCGGCAUUGACCGAUGUUUUUACCUCAACCAAAUGGCCAUUCUUUUUUAACUUUCAGUUCUACCGAAAUUUCCAAUAACAAUAUGCUACUUUAAAAAUAACUUACUAAAAGAAAGUCAUUCCACUUUGGUUUGUAUACUUGCAUUUCUAAAAACUUAAUUCCUUUCUUCUUACAGAUUUGUUUUUUGUUUCUGAUAGAUAAUAUAGUUGUUGUUUCGUUUA